AUGUAUGAGAAUACUCCAGAGUUUGCACCAUUUAGGGCUCAUAACUAUGAGAUCGCUUCAUUAGACAAUGAUGAUGACGAUGAUAGCGGCAGCUGUUGUUCGACCGAUGAGUCUGAAAUACCAAGAUAUCAACAACACCAACUGCAACAACAACAACAAAGAUUUAGACCAUAUUUAUUAUCAUCUUCUGCGUCUUCAUCUUUAUAUAGUUAUAACAACAAUCAUUGUAUUAAUAAAAACAACAACAACAACAAUCAAUGUAAUAUAGAUCAUCAAUCAACAUUAGAAUUUUUAGAUAGUUUAAAAAAUCAACAACCAUUUUGUAAUAAUAAUAAUAAUAAUAAUAAAUGUAAUAAUAAUAGUAAAAAUAAUAAUAAUCAAUCUGAUGACGAUGAUGACGAUGAAGAAAAUGAAAGAGAAUAUUCUGAUAGAUUAUAUAAUAUAGAUAAUCCACCUCCUUCUCCAAAUACUUCGGACAACUUAAGUGGUGUCUACGAUGGAAAGAAGGUCGCAUUGGAACCAAACGGUGGUGGUGAAGCCAACAUGGAGUCAUUGCGAAAAGUACUCAUUUCACAGCAUCGUUUGAUAGCUCUUCAUAAGAUAAAUAUCAAUCGCAAACGAAGAGAACGUGAAAGAGAAAGAAGGCAACUCUUGUUAGAUUGUAUAACAAAUUCACCAACCAAAUCAUUAGAGGAUGGAAUGAAAAGUUUAUCAAUCGAUAAAAAGAGAAUAUCAUAUAAGCCAUUGAGACAUAGAGGAUCGUCAGCCUCUUCAUCUUUGUCAUUCUCCUCGUCUUCGCCAUCGUCAUCGUCAUCGUCGUCGCCUUUGGGCACCAGUGGUUCACCACUGGUAAUCGGUAAGAAAUGGUUAUCUAAAAAGUCACCAUUGUAA
Heterostelium album PN500 is the source of this 891-nucleotide messenger RNA. RefSeq lists its product as uncharacterized. Bases 1 to 891 code for a protein of 296 amino acids. The record is from RefSeq and is a predicted model, not a curated record. The transcript is spliced from 2 exons. NCBI's taxonomy places the organism in Eukaryota, Evosea, Eumycetozoa, Acytosteliales, Acytosteliaceae.